This is a messenger RNA of Amborella trichopoda, 3087 nucleotides long. NCBI's taxonomy places the organism in Eukaryota, Viridiplantae, Streptophyta, Magnoliopsida, Amborellales, Amborellaceae. The record is from RefSeq and is a predicted model, not a curated record.
UGAACGACACUCAACACUACUCACCAACCCAAGCAACGGGUGUCUCCUCCCUCUCUUUGCCUCUCUCAAAUUCCAAUAUAACCAAGCAAUGCCCCUUGCCUCUGUUAAUAAAUUUUCGGCGGCAAAGAGGAUUAAAGAUCCGAAAUUGUGAGAUUCAAAUUAAUUGAAAGGUGGGGUUGUCCCGCCAAGGUUUCGCCCGCGACCCACUAGCCACCACUAGCUGCAAACUUGGAGAGGUAGCAUAUAUACACAGUACCUCUCUGUUUCUAUGGUAGCAUAUAUACACACAGUACCUCCACUAGAGCAAGCAUGGCUGUAUCAAACAAGAGCUCUGUAAAGGCUUCUCCUGUUAAGCCAAAACUCUCGGCCAAUCCUUCGUCUCCUCGCAAGACACGUAUCAAAUCUCCUGGAGUUCGUGUGAUCAGUGGAAGGAUCUAUGAUUCUGAGAAUGGCAAAACUUGUCAUCAGUGUCGGCAGAAGACCAUGGAUUUCAUGGCGUCUUGCAGGAACAUGCGGCAGGGAAAGCCGUGCACCAUCAACUUCUGUCACAAAUGCCUCUUGAACAGGUAUGGAGAGAAUGCUGAGGAGAUGGCCGGUGUGGAUGGAUGGAAUUGCCCCAAAUGCAGAGGAAUAUGCAACUGCAGUUUUUGCAUGGGGUUGGAAGGGUGGGGGCUAAAUGGAUCAUGUGUUUAUUUCGAUAGAAACACAAUGCUAUCAAUAUAUUCUUUUUGUAGGAAAAAGAGAGGCCAAGAGCCAACAGGAAUUCUUGCACAUACAGCAAAGGCUACAGGGUUUUCUUCAGUUUCUGAAAUGCUCAAUACCCUUCCUUCAAAACAAUGUACACAGCCUCCCUGUUCUGAAACAUUGGGUCCUAAAGAGGUUCUGAAUGAUCCUCAUGAUUAUGUUGUUGCUGAUAAGCAACUUGUGUCUUCUAAAAAGAAGUGCAGAACGAGGAAGAAAAAUGGAAACGAUGCAUGUGCAAAUGAUGGCUUGGCUAAUUCAGAGACGUCCAAAAAGCCUAGACUGGCAUCCAAGGAAAAAGAAAAUUUAGAUUCCCGGAGGGUCAUAGGUGAUGCACCUAUUAAAGAAGCUAGCAGGGGUGACUCAUGCAAGGGAGAUGUUGGUAUUAAUGGUAAUUUGAGAGUUUCUGGAGACAAGGGCCAAAAUGUUGUUUUUAAGAAAACAGAAAAGAGGGGUGUUACUAAUCCUAAUGGAUGUCGUGAUUCUCUUGAGGUUUCAGAAGGCAAUCAAUCUCCUAAAUCACCCCAAGAGAAGAAAGUCUCACAUUUGACAUUGGAGAAGCAAUCUAAGAAAAGGAAAGUGUUACACGAGGGGAAGGAUGAGGCUGUCAGAGAAAAUCAGAAGAAGGAAUCUGUUGAUGAGGAUGUGGAAAUCAAUGGUCAGAAACAGUGUUGCACAGUUAUUUUUGAGUUGGGAAAACCAAUCAAUCUCAGGAAAAAAAAAAAACAAGCAGCUCUAGACCUGGAUGCAAAUGUUGAUUUGCCUCAAGGCAAUGCUUUGAAAGAGCUUGCAGGUGUUGAUCUACCUGAUGAUGAUGUUGGGCCAGCUUUGCAAUUUUUGGAGUUUUGUGCUGCAUUUGGGAACUUUCUAGAUUUAAAGAAAGGCCAAUCAGAAUCAGUCCUACGAGAAAUAACACGUGGACGCAUUGGACGUCGAGGAAUAUAUUCUUCAAGUCUUCAAUUUCAUAUGAAACUAUUGUCCUUGAUGCUCAAGGACUUGGAAGAAGAUUCGCCCAUCCCAUAUUCAAUGAGCAAUUCGGAUUCAUGGGUGGAAGCUCUCAAAAAAUAUGUCUCCAAAUCACAAUCUUCUUUGAAGGAAAUUCCAUUCUGUUUUCUCAAUAACGGAUCUGAUGGAUACGAUAAGCUUGAGCCCUCAAAAAAAUUGAAAAUAAUGAACUUUCUUUGUGAUGAAGCUCUUGGUACAGAGUGCUUCAGAAGUUGGAUUGAUGAAGAAAAUGAAAAGUUUAUUAAAAGAGUUAAGGAGGGGAAAGAAAAAGUCUUGGCUGCAAAAGAAAGGGCAAAGAUUGUGAAGCAAAAAAUGAGAGAUGAGUUACCUCAAAUUCUUCUAGCUUCAAGAAAUGGAACUCCAGCUUCAGUUCAUGAACAUGAAAAUCUUGUUUCUAAGAUAAAAAGAGAGUCUGAGAAGGCUUAUGCACAGAUAUCAGAAGCAUUGGAAGCGGCAUCUAAAUUAAGGAACCAGAGGUCCGAUGCUGUUCGAACAGAGAACAUCCUUUUGGAUAAGACUGGUAGGGUAUAUUGGAGAUUGAAAGGCGACUCUGAUAAAGCUCAUGUUAUGAUUCAAGAUUUUGGCAGUUGGGAUUUGGGUUUUUACCAAGAGAAAUGGUUUAUCUAUGACGAUGAUCAAGAAAAAGAACUUGUGAAAUAUGUUGCAUCUUUAAGAAUGAAGAGUUCCAGAUUUCAGAAAGUUCAUGUUUCCUCAGAGCUUGAAUCCAGUGAAUUAUGUUUGAAACAUGACGUAUCAUCCUUCAAAAGCGGUGCUGACGAUGGUGAUCAUUGCCAGUUAAACAGAGUUUGACAAGGUAAUGGAAGGGCAUUUCCUUACAAGCAUGUGGACUGUGCCCUGUAUUUUGAGUAGGAGGGGAGGUUAGUGGGUUUUUCCUACCCACCAUGUCUCUGUAAAUUUUGCGAGCUCUGGUUGAUAUAAGUUGUCCUGUUCUUCUAAUUCAUCUUCCUUGGGGGUGACAGGCAAGGAUUCACCUACCUGUAUUUUUUGUUGUAAAUUCUUGUUUGGGAAGUAGCGGUUGCUGUGUCUUUAAUGGUGCAGUCUCUCUACCUGUGGGAUGUAUAAUGUUCUCGCACCAAAUGAAAAUGAAAGUGGAGAGGUGUAGCAAGCAAUGGCUGUCUUCUCUGUCUCUCAUAUACAUGCGUGUGUGAGCAUGCAUCGGAGAAUUCAUGAUGCUUUGCUGGUUGCAUGUAUGCUUUGGAUUCUUCUGGCAUGACUCUUGGGGUUAUGCCUUAUUUUGGACUAUGAACCCUAUGUUUCAGAAAUAUUUGGGUGUGUUUCCUUUUGGAAACAGUGAACAGUGCCAUGAAAAGAAAAUUAUUU